Molecule: messenger RNA, 783 nt
Organism: Helianthus annuus (common sunflower)
Lineage: Eukaryota; Viridiplantae; Streptophyta; Magnoliopsida; Asterales; Asteraceae
Exons: 2
Coding region: 1-783 (260 amino acids)
Source: RefSeq, a predicted model, not a curated record
AUGGGGCAAAGACCGUUUGUCUUGGUACCAAAGAAGCAAAGUGUUGUCCGGGAUUAUUGGAAGGAAGAUGCAGGCCAUGCUUUUUGGAUGUUACAGCCACACGUCCCUGUUUCUGAGCAAGCGGUUAUUGAAUGGUACUCUUUAUCUGAUGUGUUGUUUACGAUUACUUUGAAUGAGGGCAAAGAUACUUGGUCUUGGGUUGGGAAAGGCGACGAUCUGUUUUCUGUUAAAGCGGUUAAAAAUCUGAUGCUGAAUAAUAGGAGCUUUGGUGUUUGGUUCAAAUACAAAUGGGUGGCGUGGGUUCCUCUUAAAUGCAACAUUUUAGCGUGGCAAGCCGAAAUGGGGCGGGUUCCGACUGCCACGGCUCUUUCGAGGAGAGGAGUUCACCUGCAGUCCGAUGUCUGCAGCCUUUGCAACGUCUUCCCUGAAACAGUUAAGCAUUUGUUCGUGGACUGUGGUUUUACGUCUGGGGUGUUGACAGCUAUCGGAAGAUGGUGUGGUUUAAAUAUUCAACAGGUUGUCGACGUUCGAGAGCUGCUCUGCUGCUAUAAAAAUGCAACAGCUGACAAAAAGUGCAGGAAGCUGAUCUGCUGUCUGUUCAUUGUUAUGGUGUGGGCUAUUUGGGGCGCUAGGAACGACAAGAUAUUUCGUCAUAAAGAGCCGAAGGUGGUUGAAGUGGUCGCGUCCAUCAAAUCUCUUUCUUUUUUGUGGUUUAGAAGUAGAUCUAGGUUGAAAAACGUUCUGUGGAAGAACUGGGUCAAUUCCCCUUUGUACUUUUUGUAA